This is a messenger RNA of Petromyzon marinus (sea lamprey), 2893 nucleotides long. RefSeq names its product GRAM domain-containing protein 2B-like. NCBI's taxonomy places the organism in Eukaryota, Metazoa, Chordata, Hyperoartia, Petromyzontiformes, Petromyzontidae. Gene Ontology annotation, cellular component: cytoplasmic microtubule. The record is from RefSeq and is a predicted model, not a curated record.
CUCACGAGCCCAGUUCACACCUCACACGGGGCACGCGCACGCUCCCCUCUCCCAGGUGAUCCUUCAAGGACCCCGGCCCCGGCAAACAACCCCCUAGUAGACCUCAUCAAGACCCCCAUGGGCUCGCAGACAGAGCCGUUAAUUCGCGAUAAUUGAUUGCUUCAUUGAGAGGCGCCCCUCACCCCCCACCACCACCAACCCCGGGGGAUGAUCGCCGGGAGCCACCUGCUCCGUCGCCUCAUCCGGAGGCACCGAGGUCGCGAGGUCAAGGAUGAAGAAGAGCCACGGCGGAGCCGAUCGCUCGCCAGCAUCGACUCGAACACCGACUCCGUGGGGACCAACGGCAACUCGUUUGACGACGGCCGCAUCCCGGACGCGACGCCAAGCUGCGUCGCCCAACCUGAGCCCCGGCAAGAGCCCGAGCCUGAGCCGGAGCCGGAGCCGGGAAGGAGGAUGAGGCGGCAGCUGGCCCGCUCCAAGUCGGCGAGUAAGCUGCUGCGGGAGUCCGGGGAGAAAGUUCACUCCUCAACGACGAUCCGGAAGAAGUACAACGGCCAGUUCCACCGCCUCUUCCAGGAGGUGACGGCAGACGAACCGCUCAGCGACACGUUCUCGUGCGCGCUGCAGAAGGACAUGCUCUUCCACGGCCGUCUCUUCAUCUCGGCACGCUGGGUCUGCUUCUACGCAAACUUCUUCGGUCGCGACAUCAAGGUGGUGAUCCCCGUAGACUCGGUGAAGUCAGUGAAGAAGCACAAGACGGCCAUGCUGGUGCCCAACGGGCUGUGCGUCACCACUCACCACGGGCAGAAGUUCCUGUUCGUGUCACUCAUGUCACGUGACGCCACUCACCGAGCCCUCGCCUCCGUCUGCAAGCACCUGGUGGGGUCCGGGACGCACGGCGGGUUAAGCCGCGUGUCUCCAGAGAGCGAGGGAGCGUUCUCUCACCCCGAGAGACCAAACUCACUCGCACUGCAGGUCGUGCUGGCCGGUGGGGACGAGGUGGACGGUCUGGCUGGGUGGGUGGAGACUCCGGGCUCCAUCACUCCGCGCACCACCAACUCUAGCGACAGCGAGAACGCUCAGGCCAGCACCACGCGCCCGGCCUCCGGCAGCAGCAGCGAGCGGCUGGUGGACGUGCACCGUGGGGUGGACGAGGUGGGUGAGGGUGACUCCAGCUCCCGACGACGCCUCAAGUCGAGCUUCCAUGGAGGCUCUGUGCGCGCGCGUCUGACGCGGUGGUCCCGGCGCAUGCAUGUGGGGGACUCCGCGCUCAUGCACAACGUGCUGCUCGUAUACACACUCCUGGUGGUCGUCCUCUUCCUCCUGUCGUGUUUCCUGGCGUACAAGCUCGUUUGUCUGGAGGAACGCCUGCUUGCCUCCGGGCUGAAUGUGCCGGAGAGCUCAAACCCCAAGUGGGAUGUAGGGGUGGGAGUGGGGGGUGUGGGGAACACAGGAGACAGAGGAGGAGGAGACAGAGGCGGAGCUGCUGGUGGUGUUGGCGGUGGCAAUGGCGGCGCUGACGGUGGCACUGGUGCCGAAGGGCCUAUCGGUGGCGGCAGCGCCGACUUCGACUUCCUCCGAGAAGUCUCAACCAACAUGGCGAGGCUGAACAGCAUCCAUGCCUCGUUGAAGUUUCUACUCCAGGAGAUCGAGGAAUCUGAGCAUUUGGCGUCGUGAGAAGAGCGGGGGUCGGAGAGUCACUGUGGUGGGGGGGGAGGGGGCACGACUAUCUCCCCCCUCUGCCCCUCCGUGCGUGCUUGAACAUUGCCUUUGAGGAGUGGUGGCGCAGCGCUUCACGCACCGCGCAUCGAGUUCAAGUCCCCCCGUGCCCUGCCGUCAGUGGCGCGUGGUAUCUGAACCCAUCUUGUGCCUCUCCCCUAGGUCUACUCGGCCUCGAGCGAGCUCCACUCCGCGGCGCGUUAAAACGUCGGCACUUGGUGGCGACGAAAGGCGGCCGGGCGGAAGUGGCCAGCGCCACGUCCACCCCACCGCCUCACGCCGGCUUUAAUAGGUUCUCGCGAACAGCACUUUUCCCCCCAGUCGUCUGUGUGAACCACACAGUGGUGAGGGGGGACCUUAGUCCGUGUUGUGUGAGUGUCUGCGGUGAGCGGUUAGCACCUUCCUACUUCAGCCGUGUUUACAGCUCAUGCCCUGGUGCUCUGGCCACACCAGGAGCCGGGCCGUGGGUUAAGUUAUUGUCGCGUGUGUGUGUGUGCAGUGGCGGCGGCGGUGGUGGUGGUGGUGGUGGUGCUACCUGGUUAGUGCUGUCCGGUGGUUGGUGGUGGUUUGUGGUGAUCGGCAGCGGUGGCUUGCGGUGCGGGUGAUUCGGUUGCCGGUCGAGCGGUGUGCGUGCAGUUGCUGUGCGGUACGGCGAGAGGGUGGCAGCCACCACCCAGCCCAACCCCCCGAACCUCGCUCUGACGCCGCUACCAUGUCGGGCGGAGAGCGAGCGAGGGACCAACGUUGUAGCGGCGGGUGACUCGGUGGGUAACCCAGUCAGUGGGUGACCCAGUCAACGGAUGACUUUUGUAAUUGAGUUUCCAAGGGGGUGAGUGACCAAGGGAGUGAGUCGUUCAUUGAGUGAGUGACUCAAAAGAGAGACCCAGGGAGAGAGGGACCUAUGCAUGGACCAAUUUAAGCACUGAGUACUGCACGAGAGUGUGGCCAGUAUGGUACAGAGAGUCCCUGUCUUGCGCAUGCACCCACAUGGCAAGUGUUACAUUGUACCCGAGUGGUGAGUGUCGUGAGUGUGGUUUGGUGUAUAACCCAUGUAGCGGAUGUGGUGAGUGUGCCCGUGCGGUGUGUACCCGUGUAGUAAGUCUGUUGAGUGUACCCAUGUGGUGAGUGUGUUGAGUGUACCCGUGUGGUGAGUGUACCCGUGUGGUGUGUACCC